Messenger RNA from Maudiozyma saulgeensis, 735 nucleotides. The record is from the annotation of a GenBank genome assembly. Lineage: Eukaryota; Fungi; Ascomycota; Saccharomycetes; Saccharomycetales; Saccharomycetaceae.
AUGAAUGAGACACAGGUUGAGACUCCAUUUUUAACAUAUUUACUUUCUACAAAGGCAGCUGUGAAUCUAUCAAAAGUAAGGGAAAGAGUAUUGAAUGUCGAUGAUAUUGUAAACACAGAUAAAGUAACAUCAUAUCAACAAAAAUAUGGACAUUUGGAAUUUGAUACAGAAAGAGCGCAAUAUGACUCUCUGAACACAUUACGUAAAGAGUAUAAAGAGAAAGAGAUGAAACUAAGAACUAGACGUUAUAGUAUAGAUUUUGACAAUGCACAAACUGGUUUAGAAAUGAUAAAUACUGAGACAUCUCAGUCAAUUAGGAGUACCGGCAAUGACCAUAAUGAUGAUAACGUACAAGCUUUGAGAGAGAGACUAUUGGGUAAUAGACAGAGUAGGAUGGAUCUGGAUGAAAAUGGAAUAGUCAAAUCGGUAGAUAAACAGAUAGAGGAUCAAGACAACAUGCAGAAUGAACUGGUGGAUAAUAUGAGUAAAUUGGUUCAUAACUUGAAAGAAGGUGCUGUAGCCUUCCAAAAUGCACUGGAUGAAGAUAAGAAAGUUCUUGGUGCCGCUGAGAUCGGGAUUCAAGUUGCAUCGAGAGGUCUCCUGGAUGUUACGGGCAAGUUGACCAAAUACGACAAGAAGAAACUAGGUUACAUGUUCUACAUAACCGUUUUUCUAUUUAUGUUUGUAGGUCUAAUCCUGACAUUCAUAAUCAUCAAACUGUUCCCAGCAUUAUAA